Aspergillus terreus NIH2624 is the source of this 1608-nucleotide messenger RNA. Its product is annotated as histone chaperone napB. Gene Ontology annotation, cellular component: nucleus; chromatin. The record is from RefSeq and is a predicted model, not a curated record. The transcript has 4 exons. NCBI's taxonomy places the organism in Eukaryota, Fungi, Ascomycota, Eurotiomycetes, Eurotiales, Aspergillaceae. Gene Ontology annotation, biological process: nucleosome assembly. The coding region runs from base 1 to 1608 and encodes 535 amino acids. Gene Ontology annotation, molecular function: histone binding; chromatin binding.
AUGUCCGCAAACCAGCCGCUCGAGGAGCGCGUCGAGAAACCCGAGGUCGAGGUCUCCAAGGCGACCGUCCGCAAGGUCAAUGUGCUCGACCACAAAUUCCACGAGGCCUCGCUUCGCAUCCAGGCCCGCCAGAUCCUCACCCUGCGCCCCCUGACCGACGAGCUCCACGCGCUCGUCCGCGACUCCGAGCUGCAGAAGGACUUCUGGUCGCGCGUCAUGCAGACCAGCCGCCGGUUGGAGGAAUACGUCACGGCCGUCGACGCCGACAUGCUCUCGUACACGACCAACGUCAGCCUGGACUUCUUCGAUGUCAACGACCAGGGCGAGGGCGACCCGCGCAACUUCAAGCUGGUCCUCGACUUCGCGCCCAACCCGUACUUCUCCAACACGCAGGUCACCAAGCCGUUCUACUGGCGCAAGAAGCAGAUCACCACCGCCAAGGGCAAGACGCGGUUUGUCGAGGGCUACGCGUCCGAGCCCCUGGAUUUCGACUGGAAGGAGAACCGCGACCCCUCGCGCGGCCUGAUCGCCGCCGCCAACGAGCUGUACAAGGCCGAGCUGGCCAACAAGGAUAAGAAGCGCACCGACCUGCCCCAGUACAAGAAGCUUGGCGAGCUCCUCGCCAGCCAGGCCGAGGCUGCGGACCUCGACAUCGACGAGGACGAGGCGCAGGAUCUGUCGGCUCUCAGCCCGGCCGGCGUCUCCUUCUUUGCCUUCUUUGCGUUCCGCGGGCUCGACGUCACGGCCGAGCAGUCGGCUGCCGCUGUCAAGGCGGACGAGGAGCGGUUCCAGAAGAUGGCCAAUGGGGAGGACGUCGAUGAUGAGGAUGAUGAUGACGAGGACGAUGACGACGACGAAGUCGAUGACCUCGACGAUGUCGAAGUCUUCCAGGACGGCGAGGAGGUCGCCCAGAUCUUUGCCGAGGAUAUCUGGCCCAACGCCCUCAAGCUCUAUACCCAAAGCUUCGAGGAGCCGCUCGGCUUCGACGACAGCGACGUCGAAUUCGAUAUCGAGGAGGACGAGGAGGACGAUGAAGAGGAGGGCGGCAACGACCGGCCCCGCAAGAAGGCGCGUCUUCCCCCCAACCCGCUCCGCCAACGUAUCCACCUCCCCAAUCAUGACCGCCUGCUCCUCCAGCUCGCGCCCCAUGUCAUUCGCCUGCUGCCGCAGCGUGCCCACCGUGCGGAACACCCCGUCCAGCUGCUCGUCCUGCUCGUGCAUCAACUCCACCUGCCGCUGCUGCUCCAUCGACGCAUAGUAAUCCUCGUCCUCGCCGUCGCCGUCGCGCCCCGCCGCCGCCGCCGUCCCGACGUUAUCAAACUCCGCCGGGUUGGGCAGCCCGCCCGCGGCGUCCGCCGCCGUCACGGCCUUCUGCAGCUCCUGCCGCAUGUCCUCGAUCUCGCCGCCGACAUCGUCGACCAGCUUGCGCCGCCGCUGCACCUCCUGCAGCUCCAGGCCGUAGCGGUAAGGGUCUUGUUCGAUGGCGCGCACGCUCUGCACGAGGUCGUCGAGGUCUGCGCUGAGGUCGGUGAGCGUCGACUCGAGCUCCGAGCGCGACUGCUGCAGUUCCGGGUUGUCGGGGGUUUUGGCGAGCGAGCGGAUGCGUAG